AAUAAAACGCAUCAAUCAAGAAUCAGUCAGAAAAGCCAUAGAAGAUAUAGAAAAAGGCUUCUUCUAUGGCUAUCUACAUCAAAGCCUUUGUUUUGCUUCCUUUGCUUUUUAUUUCAUCUUAUGCUAGAAACAAACAUAUUGACCUAGGCUUUGACAAUGCUGACGACUCUUCGUUAGGAGUAAAUGUUGAUCGUUCCCCAGAUGAAAUUUUGAAAUUGAAUGACGGCAAGAAUAAGAAGAAAGAGUCUAAGAAGAAAAACAAGAAACAUGAAUUAAUAUUUCCAGAUCCCAAGCCAGAUUUCGAGACAGAAAAUGGUGGUUCUUGGAUAAUACAUUCAGAAAAUGCUGGUGUUGCAGCCAUGCAUAUACAAUUGAUGCCAAAUAACAAGGCUAUUUGGUAUGAUACCACAAAUCUUGGACCAUCUGGAAUUCAAAACAACCCUACAUUUUGCAAGCCUGUUCCAGAUAAGCCUGACGAGACAGAUUGUUGGUCUCAUGGUGUCCAAUAUGAUGUUGAGAGUGGUCAAGUUAGGACGUUGAAGAUAAUGACGGAUACAUGGUGCUCAUCGGGAGGUUUGUCCUCUACCGGUGAAUUAGUAAGCACGGGAGGUUAUCGUGAAGGAAUUCGCAGUAUAAGAAUCAUGAAUCCAUGCGAUAACUGUGAGUUUCAAGAAAAUGCAAAUGGUCUUGCUGCUAUGAGAUGGUAUGCUACUCAACAUAUGCUUGAGAAUGGUAGUUUCAUUCUUGUUGGAGGUCGUGGUGCACAUAACUACGAAAUUAUUCCACCAGGAAAACUGCAGUUCCAAGUGCAACAAUUUGGGCUAAAUUUUCUUAUUGAAACCGAAGAUGAGAAAGAGAACAAUCUCUAUCCGUUUGUCAAUCUUCUCCCUGAUGGGAAUGUGUUUAUUUUUGCAAAUGACAGAUCAAUAGUCAUUGAUCCUUACAGUGGAAAAACUCUCCACGAACUUCCUGUACUAGCUGGAGGUGCAAGAAACUAUCCAGCAUCAGGAAUGUCCGCACUUUUGCCAAUCAAUCUCAAUGUUCCUAAUCCCGAAGAUGUUGAGGUCGAGGUCAUUGUUUGCGGAGGCAACACCAAGGAUGCCUUGAAAUUUUCUGAGUUUCCACCUAGACAAUUCUUCCCUGCAUUAAAAGACUGUGGAAGAAUAUUUGUUAACAAACAAGGAGCUGAAUGGGAUAUUGAAGAAAUGACCUCACCAAGAGUUAUGGGAGACAUGUUGCUUCUACCAACUGGAGAUAUAUUGAUCAUUAAUGGAGCAAAGGCAGGAACUUCUGCAUGGGAUGCUGCUGAGGAACCUAAUCUUGUGCCACUUCUUUAUAGCCCAAACAAACCAAAAGGACAAAGGUUUAAGGAAUUGAACCCUACACAGAUUCCUAGAAUGUACCAUUCUGUUUCUGCUGUUUUACCAGAUGGCAAGAUUUUAGUGGCAGGAAGCAACACCCAUGCUUUGUAUGACUUUCAAGCUAAGUAUCCAACUGAUUUGAGAGUUGAGAAAUUCUCACCUCCAUACUUGGCACCUGAGUUAGAACAACAUAAACCCCAAAUUCUCGACGAUGGAGCCAACAAAGAGAUCAAAUAUGGACAGGAUUUCAAAGUCAAUAUCAAGUUGGAUGAAUUUGUGGAUGAGACUGACAUUAGGGUCACCAUGUAUGCUCCACCUUUCACCACACAUGGCUACUCUCAGGGACAAAGGUUGAUCAUUUUACAACUUAAAUCUGUAACAAACCAAGAGGUCACUGUAGUGGCACCACCGUCAGGCAAAAUUGCUCCACCAGGCUACUAUUUAUUCUUUGUAGUUCAUCGUGGUGUACCUAGCCAUGGAAUAUGGGUUCGAAUUGAUCAAUAGACAUAACCAACAUUAUCCCAAAAAAAAAAAAAAAAAAAAAAAGAGGAAGGGAAUAAGGUAGCAGACCUCAUCUCCAAACAGGCCAACAACGUAGCGGAAAUAUAACUCGUCAUUAUUGAGGGUCUGUAGUUGACGUACACAUCAACAACAUUGUCGACUUUGCUUUCCGGCGAGCCUUCUAAGCACUCAACCUCACUUUUAGAUGAUGUGAAAUCUUAGAGAGGAUUGCACUUAGAGACCAGAACCGAAUAUGUCACAUAUAUAACUGCGUUGCACCAUCAAGAGUAGUUGGGCAGUUCUUUUAAAUAAGGGGGACAAAAAUUUUAGAGGAUUUGAAAUUCAAAUAUCUGGCAAUUGAUUUAAUAAGCAAGUGGUUUCAUUUACCAAGUUAAUGUAAUAAUUCCUUAUUGUUCA
Molecule: messenger RNA, 2279 nt
Organism: Capsicum annuum
Lineage: Eukaryota; Viridiplantae; Streptophyta; Magnoliopsida; Solanales; Solanaceae
Product: putative aldehyde oxidase Art an 7
Exons: 1
Coding region: 66-1865 (599 amino acids)
Source: RefSeq, a predicted model, not a curated record